AUGGCUCUCCCGACGCGUCGUCGUCGUCCCGGUGCCCUCCUACUGCUCCUCCUCGUCGGCCUCGUCGCGCUCGCGGCGUCCUUCAGCUGCGCGCACGCAGUCCGACUCCCCGCCGCCCUUCAGGAUGGCGACACCGAGGCCGCUGGUCACCAAGGACAAGCGGCACCGGCCGGCAGCGGAGCCGUGCCCCUCGAGCACGAGGUCGACGACAAGCAAGUCCACGAGCACGUCAGCGAGGGGGUCAUGCUCUUGUCCUCCGGCAGCGGCGGCUCCGGCGGAGGGGGUUCUCGUUUUAGCAGCAGCGGAUCGAGUGGCGGUUCUGGUUCUCGUUCCGGCAGUGGAUCAUCAAGCGGCGGUUCUCGUUCCGGCUCAGGUGGCGGUUCUGGUUCUCGUUCCGGCAGUGGAUCAUCAAGCGGCGGUUCUCGUUCCGGCGGCAGCGGGUCAAAGGGCGGCGGUUCCCGUUCCGGCGGUGGAUCAAGAGGCGGUGGCUCUCGUUCCGGCGGCGGCUCGAGAGGCACCACGAACUAUGAUGAUGAUGAUAGCGUGCUUGAUGUGCUCGAUUACGACGAUUCGUCUGCCGGUGCCCGCGGCGGCGCUUGGAAGACGGGAGUCGCUGCCACGGUUCUUGCCGUCGCCUGGCUCUUGUAG
Messenger RNA from Sorghum bicolor (sorghum), 648 nucleotides. RefSeq names its product keratin, type II cytoskeletal 2 epidermal. The transcript has a single exon. Lineage: Eukaryota; Viridiplantae; Streptophyta; Magnoliopsida; Poales; Poaceae. The coding region runs from base 1 to 648 and encodes 215 amino acids. The record is from RefSeq and is a predicted model, not a curated record.